Molecule: messenger RNA, 834 nt
Organism: Nicotiana tabacum (common tobacco)
Lineage: Eukaryota; Viridiplantae; Streptophyta; Magnoliopsida; Solanales; Solanaceae
Source: RefSeq, a predicted model, not a curated record
CACUCCCCUUCCGCUACCCUUGAUCUUCUCAUCUUCGUUCUUGUUCUCUUCUCUGGCACUUUCCUCAUAAUCUCCUACUUCUCUUACAUCUUCAAUUCCCUUUCCCUUCUUUUCCCCUACCCACUUACCCUAAACGUCGACGUUUUAACAACCCAGUACAUCUUUUACGCGUUCUUCUUCGUUGUUUUCUUCGUGAUGGUGAUUUCAUUCGAGAUCUGUUGUGGGUUUUUCGGGUUUUUUAGAUCGAGGAAAUGUGGGAAACCUGGGUGUAAAGGGUUGAGAAGGGCUAUGGAAUUUGACUUGCAAUUGCAGGGUGAAGAGUGUUUUUUAAGAUCUGGUGGGGCUGAUAGUAGUAGUAGUAGUAAAGCUGUGAGAGAGAUUAACGAGUUGCCUUGGAAAGGUGGGAGUGAGAAUAACCCGGAUUAUGAGUGUUUAAGGGCGGAGUUAAGGAAAAUGGCACCCCCCAAUGGACGUGCAGUGUUGUUGUUUAGGUCUAAAUGUGGGUGUCCUGUUGCUAAACUUGAAGGUUGGGGUGCUAAACGAGGGCGUCGCCAUAAGAAGACUCUGGCACUUAAUGGUAAAGCAGAUAAUCGCUGAAUGUUGAUCAUCGCACAUCGGGAUCUAAUUCGUUGCCUUCUGAAUUUGAGAAGCAUGGGAGAUUGAUAUUGUUGUUCAGAGCCAUUUUGGAAAAAAUCCCAUUGAUACUUACUUUAGAACAAUGCUCAAUGUGUACAAACUAUAGCCAGAACUUUUUCUUUCCUCAAGAAGCGUAUACCAUAGAACAUGAAUAUUAGAUUAUCAAAUAAGGGAUAACAUAUCUUUCCUCCCUCAUUA